This is a messenger RNA of Caenorhabditis briggsae, 1533 nucleotides long. The coding region runs from base 1 to 1533 and encodes 510 amino acids. The record is from RefSeq and is a predicted model, not a curated record. The transcript is spliced from 8 exons. NCBI's taxonomy places the organism in Eukaryota, Metazoa, Nematoda, Chromadorea, Rhabditida, Rhabditidae.
AUGUUCUGUCCAAUGCCAUUUGUACCACAACAUAUUGUAAAACCUGUGUACCCGCCUUCAAACUCGUCCGCAAAUAUGAAUAAGCUACAACUCAAUUUGACUGACACGUCCACAAUGAAUCACUACCUGGCGGGGAUAGCAAUAAAAUACUCACUAGACGAGGACGAUAAUGAAAUUCAAGUUCUACAACACAUUGAGAAGAAAUCAACCGAUGGUCCAGAACAUUAUUCGAGCAUAUUUAAUCAGCCUGGAAACGGUGGUGACGGCACUCCACAAUACCAAAGGCCGGACCCAAAAAUGAAGAAGUGUGGUUCAAAACAGGCAAACAUCAAAAAAUGGAAAAUGUGCCGCGAGACUAAAUGCACUUGUCGCGAAGUUCACAAUCGAACACUGGGCAGACAAAAAGACGAUUAUAAAUAUGAAUUAAAGCUGCUCCGAAGGGCAAAUAACGGCAGAACAACCAAUCCAAGGCAACAUAAAUUAGGUUCAAAUGGUCACCAACCUUCAUUUUCUUCCGAUUUGACGACUCAAGGUGGAUCUAAUUCCCGCCAACCCCAUGAGCAAGAAAUUGAAAAGUCUGGUGAAUCGAAUUCAGUUUUUGGAGGAAGCUGCACUGGUCCUCCAGGUGCAAGUACACCACUGAUGCAGAAUUCUUCAAGUUUUCCAAUUCCUUCUUCCUUAUUUAACAAUCAAGCUCAUCAUGGAUCAUUGGGUACUCAACAAGUCAGGAUUCCAGGAUUACUAGGUUCGAUCUACCUUCCCUCUCCAGGAGUUAUAGAGAGAGCAAUGGAUCCAAUUUAUCGCCAAUCAUCAAGUAUCUCAUUGUCGCAUGUUCCAAGUUUACUCGAAUUGGGCCUACCCGGUGCACAAGAUAUUCGUGUAUCAUAUCAAGUUAGCAAUCCCGUCGGAGUGUCUUCCGGAAAUAUUGGUAUACUUCCAAAUGAUAAGAUGGAGCAGACAAUGGACCGACGAAGUUUACAAGAUAAUAUUGUUCAAAAGAAACCAUUUUCCAAUCCAGAAAAACACCAGCCGGCAACGGAUCAGAUUUCACAAUCCCAAUCUGGACCAGUUUCAACUCAAAACUCGGCUUUGAAAAAUUGUUAUGAGACGGAGAAGAAAUUGAUCACUGUACGACCGGCUGGAAUGUCUUAUGAGAAUUAUCGUGAAGCCUUGUUCGAUCAAUUCGAUGAGAUGCGUUUAGCUAAGAAAAAAAUUUGCUUGCGAUUCCUCAAUGAACCCAUAUAUGGAGCAGGAAUUUCAGUUCCCCAGAAGCCCAAAAUAUUAUUUGGAUCCGCAAUGAAAACCGAGACUGUACCACUAUUUGAGCCUUCAAAUCUACCAUCUCAUUUGCUCCCGGUAGCGAAAUCCGCAGAAUACGUUUCGUCGUCAGCACAACAGAGAUUGAAACAUUGUGAGGAAGCUAUGUAUGGGCAAUGGGAUAAGACAAAAACGGAAUCCGAUUGCUCAUGUGAAAGUAAAAAGAAAUUAAUUUCCACGGGACAACGGCAAUGCCGAGUCGCAUCUACUCCAUGA